This is a messenger RNA of Notothenia coriiceps (black rockcod), 3520 nucleotides long. RefSeq names its product mannose phosphate isomerase (gene mpi). Gene Ontology annotation, cellular component: cytosol. NCBI's taxonomy places the organism in Eukaryota, Metazoa, Chordata, Actinopteri, Perciformes, Nototheniidae. The record is from RefSeq and is a predicted model, not a curated record. Gene Ontology annotation, molecular function: mannose-6-phosphate isomerase activity. Gene Ontology annotation, biological process: GDP-mannose biosynthetic process. The transcript is spliced from 5 exons. The annotation marks the transcript as partial.
CUGUCCCAGAGUUUCAUGCUCUGGUGGGCAACGGGGCCGCAGAGGAGCUCAGGUGCAGCGUGGGAAAUGUGGUCCACACGGGCCAGGUGCUGAAGAAGUGCUUCACCAGGAUGAUGAACUGCGAGAAGAAGGUGUUCGUGGAUCAGCUCAACAUGCUGGUCAAGAGAGUCACUGAAGACGGUGCAGCAGGGAAGGACACGUCGAGCAGCAUCGGAGACCUGCUGCUGCGGCUCCACUCUCAGUACCCCGGAGACAUCGGGUGCUUCUCCAUCUACUUCCUGAACCACAUGCUGCUGGAGCCGGGACAGGCCAUGUUCCUGGGGGCCAACGAGCCUCACGCCUACCUCUACGGAGACUGUGUGGAGUGCAUGGCCUGCUCAGACAACACGGUGAGGGCCGGUCUGACUCCCAAAUACAUCGACGUGAACACGCUGUGUGAGAUGCUGAACUACACCCCCGCCCCGGCCAGCUCCAAGAUCUUCCCCUGUGUCCAGGACGCCUCCGACCCCUGCGUCUCCCUGUACGACCCUCCCGUGCCAGACUUCUCUGUCAUGAGGAUACAGGUCCCCCCCUCGGUGAAGCAGUACACCGUUGCCCCCGUCGACAGCGCCAGCAUCCUCCUGGUCAUCGAAGGUGACGCCAUGGCGACCUCUGUCGCUGCCCUCUCUGACAUCACACUGAGCCGGGGCACCGUCCUGUUCGUCUCGGCCAAUGAGAGCGUCUCCCUGCACGUCACAUGCCCCUCAGGGAUGACCAUGUUCCGGGCCUGCUGCCUCCUGUAGCUGCCAGUCCGAAGCAGUGUGUGUGUGUGUGUGUGUGUGUGUGUGUGUGUGUGUGUGUGUGUGUGUGUGUGUGUGUGUGUGUGUGUGUGUGUGUGUGUGUGUGUGUGUGUGUGUGUGUGUGUGUGUGUGAAGAUCUACGCUGCGAUCAGGAUUGAGCCCAAUGAUCCCCCUGCACCUCACAGUAGGUAGUACAUUAAAGCAGCUUUCAGACACAGAGACCCCCUCCCACCUAAAACCAACCUGCAGUGUUCUUUAGCUUUAAAGUCCACAGCUGAUUUGAAUUGUCUUUUUUACCUGGAGCGGUGCAAUUUACAUCUUAUAGAAAAAAAACAUAGGAUGUUCUCUUCUAAAUUCACAGUAUAAAGGUCUAUGUGGUGUGGUAGCUGUUCUGGAGCGUAAAGGGACUUCAAUAGUCAGAAGAAAUGAAAAUGUGCAAUUCAACGACAACUAGGCCAACACUUUCUGAUCAUGAAAAUCAUACAGAAUCGUCUAGAACAGCAAAUAAACAUUUGGGCCAAAACAAAACUUCACAACUGAUCAAGCUCCAUCCACUGAUGGUAGUGUGAGUCCAAAUAGCUAUGAAAUAAUCCUAGAAAUAUUGUCAAUGCUUAAUUUAAAACUGGUCCUUCUUCAGUGUUUAUGACAUACUUCCUUUUUAGUCAUAAAACACUUACAGCUGCACGUUUUUAUCCUAUUAUAAUACUUUCUAACAGAACUGAAGCAGGGUGGAGGACAUGUUUACAGAGGUGCAGAACACCACCAUCACUCACUGCUUUGUACACCUGCAGAACCACCUGAGGACUGAGCAUGUCUGAUAUAUGAACCAGCAGUCUUUCUCAGUUAGUAAAUAUCCAGACCUGGUUAAAAUACAUAGAUAGAAAAGUUAAGGGUAUAUAGUGCAACACUGAGAUGCCUGUGCAUGUUUGAUUUUGAGCAGUAAGACCGGAGAGGGGCCUUCAAUCUCAACCGGGGAUACAUUUAGUUAGCUUUACCAACAUCUCCUUUAAGAUCGUCCAUACAGCUCAAAACAUUUUUUAGCUGUAUGGACGAUGAUUAAGGCCACAUGUUAAAUCUAAAGUUUUUUAGAUCUGGCCAAAAGUGAGAGUGAGACUGAAGUCAAAAUUCUGAGAAGAAAAUCUAAUUUAUUUUAAGAGAAAUUCUGAGAUUUAAGUCAGAAUUUGAGCAAAACCAUUCUGACUUUUUUCUCAGAAUUAGAAAAAGAUGUGACCCUUAUGUUCUUCUGUACAGCUGUUGGGUUUCUCAGUCUUUGUCAGGAGGGAGAAUAACUUAAUGAAGUUAAAGUUAACAAGGGCAAACCAGGACUUGUGAGAAGGAAACGAGAGGAUAUUUUGGCUGAACUAGAUUGACUGAAAUAUCAGUUUGAGCUUUUCAUUGAUAAGAACCUUAGAAAGUUCGGACUAAAAUGUGCCUGGCUAAAUAUGAUAGUAAACUAAAAAGGACAUUUGACACAGGAUUUAGUAGCUUACAAAUGUAAUCUUGAGUGUCAGUGAAGUUUACCCUGGAAAGUAUUACUGCUUUAAACUGUUACCAGUGCAUGUUUACGGUGUGGAAACUUAUUUUCAAAGUAUAAAACAAUCAUAAAGUUAAAAACUACAGUAACAAAGAGGGCCGUUAACCAUCACCGUCCCAUUAACUACAUCUUAUAGUUACUCAUGAGUGAAAAUGCACGACUGCUGCCCGAUGCUUACAUGUACAAUUUGACUGAAGCCCGUUAACACAAAUCUUGUACCACAAAAUGCUGCAUUCAGUUUUAUAGGAAUAUCGUAACAAACACGUCUGUAUUUCUGAGUGUGUGAAGCUGGAUUUUCUACAGACGUUGCAUGUUUUGUUGUUUGUACUGAUUCAUUAUUACUCGAUAAUAAGUGAAAUUGACCCUUGAACAAUACCGUAUUGUAAGGUUGUACCUGUGUGUUAUGUGGUGAUCCAACAUGUUGGUAGAAUAUUGUAAGUAGGUUAUUUCAGUAUGGUGCAAAUUUCCACAUAAUAUUCCAGUUUGUAUCAGGGUCAAUCUGAAUUAAGUCAAUCAAUGAAGUGGAUUCUUCUUGAAUGAAUUAUUUGAGUGAAUGCUGUAACUGCCUGCCAGUGAGUAAAUAUCUCUCUUGUGGUUUGAAUGAAUGACAGUGAAUUGAUCCAAUGCUGGUUAAUGCUUUUACCUAUGACCAUGUAAGUGAUGUGGGUUGAUUUCUAAGCUUGUCCCUGAUGUAUGUGCACUAAACCUUUUAUUUGUCUGUUGUUGAAAUUGUGGGAAAAAGGAAGAAUAUUUGGGAGGUUUUAAGUUAAAAUCAUGGUCUUCUUAAUUAAGGAACCCUUCCUUAACUUCCUCUUCCUGUAGCUCUAAACUUUAAGACGUUUUUUUGUUAACAAACCAACUUUUUUUCCAUCUUUUCAAAACAUAUUUUUAUUUAGUAAUCGUGUAGAGAUCACUGAUUUAAAUACGAAUUGAGUUUUAACUUUUAUUUUAGAUUCUCACAUCGUUGUUAAUGAUCUUGUUUUGAGUCACCUUGUCGUUUUAAAAACUGUAUGUCCACACGUUUGUUUUGUCCACUUUGACCUCCUGUCCUUAAAAUGCACACGACGCUGAAGUGGUUUAAUUAUAGUUUUGGAAUAUUUCUCUAGUAACGGCAUGGUUUAGGGUUUUUAAAUAUGGUUAUGCCUGGGACUGCAGAUAACAUGUGUGUGUAGAAGUGGUUUAAUAAAGCCUUGUUCCAUUACUACAA